This is a messenger RNA of Nerophis lumbriciformis (worm pipefish), 1467 nucleotides long. The record is from RefSeq and is a predicted model, not a curated record. Lineage: Eukaryota; Metazoa; Chordata; Actinopteri; Syngnathiformes; Syngnathidae.
AUGGAGGACCAAUCGGACCUGCCUAACGUUAGCAUUCCUUGCCACAAUGAGCAACGAGACAAGAAAAAGCGCUACACGGUUUAUAAAGUGAUUGUCAACGUCGGCCAGCAAGAAUGGUUCGUCUUCCGACGAUACGCCGAGUUCGAUAAACUCUACAACGCAUUAAAAAAACAGUUCCCGUCUUUAAGCUUGAAGAUUCCUGCCAAGAGGAUCUUUGGCGAUAACUUUGAACCCGAGUUCAUCAAGCAGAGACGAGCCGGGCUGCACGAGUUCAUUAAAGGCAUCGUGUCGCUUCCGCAGCUUUGCAACAAUCCAGAUGUGAGGAGUUUCCUGCUAAUGGACAAAAUGCAAAAUCUGCAAAACUCCGACGCGUCCGAAGAUGAAGACGACAAAAACAACUCAUCUUCCAGAAACAUUAACCUGGGGCCUUCUGGAAACCCGCACGCCAAGCCUACUGACUUUGACUUUUUGAAAGUCAUCGGGAAGGGAAGUUUUGGGAAGGUGUUCCUAGCCAAAAGGAAGCUGGACGCUAAGUAUUAUGCCAUAAAGGUCCUACAGAAAAAGGUCAUUCUCAACAGAAAAGAGCAAAAACACAUCAUGGCCGAGCGCAAUGUACUGCUAAAGAAUGUGAAACAUCCCUUCCUGGUGGGCCUCCAUUACUCCUUUCAGACCACAGACAAGUUGUAUUUUGUCUUGGAUUUCGUCAACGGAGGGGAACUUUUCUUCCACCUUCAAAAAGAGCGGACCUUCCUGGAACCGCGAGCCAAGUUUUACAUCGCCGAAAUGGCCAGCGCCCUCGGCUACCUGCACUCGCUCAACAUUGUAUACAGAGACUUGAAACCUGAAAACAUCCUGCUUGACCAUGAAGGUCACAUCAUUUUGACAGAUUUUGGUUUGUGCAAGGAAGGCAUUUCCCAGACGGACACUACCAGCACUUUUUGUGGCACGCCUGAGUACUUGGCUCCAGAGGUGCUAAGGAAGCAGCCGUAUGACAAUACGGUGGACUGGUGGUGUCUUGGUUCCGUACUCUACGAGAUGCUAUUUGGCUUGCCGCCAUUUUACAGCAGGGACACGCACGAGAUGUAUGACAACAUUCUGCACAAGCCGUUGGUAAUACGCGCAGGUGCAUCUAACGCAGCGUGGUCGCUGCUGCAAGGCCUCCUGGAAAAAGAUGGAGCACUCCGACUUGGAGCCAGAGAUGACUUGAAUGAAAUCAAAACGCAUCCCUUCUUUGCCUCCAUCAACUGGAAUGAUCUUGAACAGAAGAAAAUCCCUCCCCCGUUUACGCCCAACGUGAACUCUUUCUCCGACAUCUCAAAUUUUGACCCCGAGUUCACAGAGGAAAUGGUGCCCAACUCUGUUUGUUGGACCCAGGAACACUCCAUCGUCAACGCCAGUGUAAUGGAAGCCGAUGACGCCUUUGUGGGCUUCUCAUACGCCCCGCCCUCCGAUGACUCGUUCCUAUAA